Pyricularia pennisetigena is the source of this 4347-nucleotide messenger RNA. RefSeq lists its product as uncharacterized. The transcript has 4 exons. NCBI's taxonomy places the organism in Eukaryota, Fungi, Ascomycota, Sordariomycetes, Magnaporthales, Pyriculariaceae. Bases 1 to 4347 code for a protein of 1448 amino acids. The record is from RefSeq and is a predicted model, not a curated record.
AUGGCUGGCAAUAUGCCUCAAAUGGCAGGCAUGAUGCAGCCACAGCAGCGUCCACCUUUGCAUCCAAGCCAAAUCACCCAGAUUGUUUUCAAGCAUCUUGCAGAGCAACCUCCAAUAGUAACAGGCUGGCAGUCUGGACUAUCUAUACAGGAGCGUCUGGGGAAAACAUGCCAACUAGUGACCCAGUUUAGAAUGGCCAUGCCGACCGAUAUGCACACAGCAAAGUGUAUUGAACUCGGGUUGACUUGCGAAAGGAGAGCCUUGGUAGAGGCACCAGAUCGCAACGCAUAUGAACAACUCAUACAAUCCAAAAUGGCCGAAUUGCAGAACAAACGGUUGCAGGGUCAACAUCACAUGCAGAACAAUGUCAACCAGCAAGCUGCCUUCAUGCACCAGCAGCAACAGCAUCAGAAACAGCAGCAACAGCAGAGGAUGAUGCAGAACGCGGCCCACGCUGCGGCACAGGCACAGAUGAACGGCGGGAUGGGGCCCAACUCACAGCUCCCCUUCCAACAUUUGCAGCAUCAAAUGCAGGCCUCGCCGAUUCCUCAGCAAUCAUCCCCGCCGAUGCAAAUGGGGAUGGGUGGCAUGGGAGGCAUAGCAAAUCAAGCCAACAUGCCCAUGGGAGCCGGUGUGCAGGACAACGGCAUGACCAUGGCAGACAAGCAGAAAAUUUUGGAAGUCGCAAAGCAGAACUAUGCACAGGCUCCCGAGCACACGAAGCAGCAAAUCCGACUGCAAAUGGCGGCGAAAAUGACACCCCAACAACAAAACGAUUUUCGAAGUAAAGGAAUCGAUCCCGUACUACAUUGGUUCCAAAAUCAGGCGAUCAACCAGUUCAGGAGGAACAAGAUGAUGGCACAACAGGGCCUGUCUGGGAUGCCCAACCAGGGCAUGGUUAAUUUGCAGCCGCAGAGGCCUGGUGGGGUGAAUGGUCUCGCUCAAGCUGGGCCCCAAGGUGUUGGUAACCAUAUGAGCCCUUUCAACAUGGAAAGCAUGAUGAGCGAGCAGAAGAACGCAUUCAUGGCUCAAGAGGCUGGCCAAACAGUUGUCCCUGCAAAUUCGUCCCAGAACCGACACGCAAAUCCUCAGCAGGGCCCUAAUAUGCAGGGCCAAGGCAUGUCGAAUCUUCAGCAGACACCCAACCAGCCACAACGACCGCAACAGCCGUUCGGUAUGCAGCAAGCAAAUCCUCACCUACAGGCUCAGCUCAGAGCGCAGGCUUUGGCACAAGCUGGCAAGCAGGCGGGGCUUCCGGGUCAGCCGGGCGGCGGUCCCGGCGGGCCUCCGAUGACAUCCCAGAGCCCCGCUAUGGGAACACUGAACACUCCUAUGGCGAACCCUCCCGUUUCGAUGGGUCAGAUGAACGUUCCAGCGGCGCCGAAUGGGGUGCCCCAACUUGACCCUCGUUUCAUGUCACGAACUCCCAUCUCCAUGGGCGGCAACGUGAACAACGUCCACAUGAACCCUCAGGUCAUGUUGCUACUUCAGAGGAUGACUCCGGAGCAGAGGGCACAGAUUCAAGGCUUGGCUCCCGAGCAGCUCAACAAGCUGACAGCGAAGUGGAUUGAAUCUGGCUCCACUAACAUGGUAGGACCUCAGCCAGGGCAGCUGAACAACCCGACGAUGGAAAAUCGAAACCCCGGUCCGAACCCGGCGUUGGGCAUGCCAGGUCCUCCGAUGCCACCGCAGCUCGGCAAGAUGAGCCACGCGCAAGUCGUUGAGUAUAUGGACAACAUGGAGUUGCCUCCUCAGAUCACCAGGGCGAUGCCUAACUUGACCAUCCCUGUGGAGAUUAAAAACUACAAGGCUCUCAAAGAUUGGCUGCAGCACAACCAGCUCAUGCAGCAGUACGAGCCUACGGUAAAGCAGAUGCAAAUAAUGCAGUUCAAGGCCGAGAUGAACAAAAGAAUGCAGCAGGGACAGCAGCCGCUCCAGGCGAACCAACAAGCAUUGCAACAUCAGCAGCAAAUGGCGGCACGGCCACCCCAGCAGCCCCAGAAUGCAGGUCAGGGCAUGGGAAUGCCACAGCCGGGGCCACAACCCCAGGGCAAUGCCGCGCCGCCAAACAACCAGCAGCAGAUGCUGCUAGAGCUAGCUCGGAGCUUGCCUCAGCAUGUCAUACAACCAUCUCCGCAAGAUAUCGAGACGUUACGGAAACAACCGAGAUGUGCUGGCUUUACUGACGAGCAGCUGUUUGACCUUGGGCGACAAAUCAAAACUAAAAACUAUCUAAUGAGGCAGCAACAACAGCGAAAUCAACAACAGCAAAGGCAGGCGCAACAGCCCCAAUCGAACAUGCCGCAGCCUCCUCAAGUUCACGUUGGUCAGCCAUUGGCUCAACCUCCUCACGAGCUCAAUCAGAACCCUGCGCAGAAACCACCUCCUGCGCCUCCAGGGGCAGCAGCACCACCCACUAACGAAAAGCAAUCACCUGCCAUGACUGCACCGACACCCACCAUGAUGAACCGCACUCAGUCUCAGGGGCGGGCGCCACAGAACGCAGCACAGCGACGGAACCUCAAACGUUCUAGCCCGGACGAUGUGAUCGAUGUCACUGGGCCCACGGCGCCACCGGCGAGGCAACCGCAACCACCUCAACCGCCGCAACCGAAGCAGCAGGUACCGCAGACUCAAGCCCAGAAUCCGCAGAGGCCAGCUACCUCUGGCCCCGCUCGGCCACCAUCGCAGCAACUGACGCAAGAACAGUUGUCCAAGCUUUCGCCCGAGAACAGGGCUAAAUACGAGGCCGCACUCAGAAAUCGCCAGGUCCUUUUAAGCGUUCCCCCAGAGGUUCGGGAGCGCAUACAGAAAAUGGCAACCGAAAUUGGACACGAGGUGGCACAAGUUGUGCAGCGUGAUAUGGACAUUCCGGCGGCUGAAGUCGCCCAGCUUCGACAGAAGAUACCAUUCCUGUUUGCCCAGCUUCAGAAAGCUAUGAAGGGUUUCCCUCAGUGGUACAAUGUCCACGGCGACGAACAGCGUGCGCGCCUGUUCAUCCGCUACCGACAUCUUGUAAUGCACCAGUUUGAAGACGGCAAUAAUGCCAGCCAAUUGAAGCAGCAGCUGUCAGUCAGGCUAAACGAUAUCGAACAAGCUCUAGCUUUGGUUGAAGUCAUGACCCGUGAGAUGAAUGCGCUCUUCAACGGCGCCGUCGCCAAUGCACGAGGUUCGGCAGCUCAACAACCCAACAAGCCACAGGCGCCACGGCCCCAGGCCGCAUCGGAAGAGAACUUUGAGGCCAACAAGGCGCAGGCAAAGCCGACCAACAAGGCCGCACAGGGUCCUUCUGGCCCCGCGGCCCAGCAGCCACAGUAUCCUGGGUUCGGGUCUCUGCCAAAGAACACUGCUGUGCCGGCAUACCUUGGCAAGCCUGCUGUUACAGUGGACACCCUCAACCCACCUCCCCCGAAGCGGAAGAAGCCCAACUCGGCACAAGUCUCUUCCCCUGCGCUGCAGUCUGCACAUGGCUCUCCACCUCAGACCAAGCCUCCAUCUCCGGAGGCUCGCCGCGAGAAUGUAGCCGAAGCACCAAAACAGCCUCCUAGACCUCUGAUAUUGUGCACCGAACCUGGUUGCGAUGCCGCCGCCACUGGCUUCCCCUCGGAAGAAGCCCGCAAUUUGCAUGUUCAGGAAGAGCAUGUUAAGCCGAGUCAAGACCCGUUCAAGUACUUGAAUGAGAGUUUCGCAUUUGCUGAGGCUGCGGAUCAACAGAAGAAAUUAUCAGCAGCGACCCCAGCAUAUCAGUCACAGCCUCAGCAAUCAGUUGCAAUGCAACUGACGCAAUCCAAGGACGGCUCUGUGGCCACGCCGACGCCGGGAGCAGUUCCGAUGAACCGACAGGUUAGCGGUGUAUCCGGGCCCCAUGCCGCGAAACCAGGGCAGGGAAUGAUGGGUAACACCCAGCCAGGCGCUACCCCAGCCAGCAGCACCGCUCAAGACAUGGUUUUGUCUCAGCCCGCGCCGUCUGCAGAGGAGAACCUGUUCGCAGGAACCGUUAUUCCUAAUGAGAUAUUCGCAGGCGUCCCCAACUUUAGCGCUACGGCAGACGGAGUGAUCUCGGAUCCGAGCCUAUAUAGAACACAUACGCCAAACGACACUCCCGACUCGAAGGAUGGCAGCACCUCUGAGCCCAACAGUGACAUCCCCGACAAUGCGAACAUCGAGAUUGAUAUGGCGUGGGCUGCGCUAGACGACGAUUUCUUAGUAAAUCUGAACAACUUCUCUGUGGACAACACGGAAGUCAUGGACACUUCGACGAGUUUCAUAGAUUGGAACGACGUGACGACCGACUUCGACAAGCCCUUCUCGUUUGAUGGAUCCAACUACAUCUUGGAAGCGAACUAA